GUUGAGCGUUGCCAUAUGAAAACUCGAGCAUAUGUUUCGUAAAUUUUCUAGUGAUUUUUAGUCAGUUCUUAGUCCCAAAUUAGUUGAAAGCUUUAACAUCCUCAGCUUUUUUAUAAUCUUAAGACAUGACUGCGAUACAUUACCAUCUCUUGCCUACAGAUUCUUGGGCAGAGGCUGACUGUACUUACCUGAAAAAGGCGAAAUUUUUGAAGAACCACCAAUUGCCGGGUAUUGAUGAAAUUAACCUCUCAGUUGGCUUCCAACUAGCGGAUAUAUUCUUUCCUCAAGCCGGUGAAGGACUGAAAAAAUGUGUGGGGUACGGUAAGAAAUUGGAAGGGCCUAAGGAGCAGUUAUGGAUCUCACCAAGUGAUCAGCUGAUGGGUAAAGUAGUGCUUACUGAGCCAUUCCCUAGGCAGGAAGUCCAAGCUAUGACUCAUCAAAAUAUUCUGGAAAUUGGCGAAAAUUUAGAAAAAAAAUUUGAAAAAGCACGAAUGGAAGAAUUUCAAGAAAUACUUAGAAGAAAAGAAGAAGCUGUAAGAAAAGAAAUGGAGGAACUAUUAGCACAAAGGGUCGAUGAAACGAGAAAAGAAAUGGAAGACAUUUAUAGAAACAGAUUACAGUAUGCAAAACAACAACUUCAUCUGCAAUAUAAAGCAGUAAUAGCGGAUCGAGACCAGGCAUUAUGUAGGAAAGCAGAUGAAAAAAUCCAGGCGUCAUUAUCAUAUCUUCGUCAGUCAAUGGCUGAAGAAAUGGAAUUAAUGCUUAAAAGACGGACAGAGUACAACCAAGACUUAAACUCUUUUCAAAGGACUUGGGAUGCUAAUAAAGCUAAUGAAAAUUUCAAGAAGAAAGUAAAUGAUUUAAAGAAGAAAUGGAUAAAAAUAUUAAAAAAAGCAAGAAAAAAAUGUGAGUUGGAGAAAAAAGAGGUUGAAACAAAAUUAAUUGAGCAACAUGCUAUUGAAUUAGAGAAGGCUAAAGAAGCUUGUAAUGAUGAAUUUUUAGCCAGCUUACGAGCAAGAACCUGUAAUUAUCGUAAAACUAUUUGUGAUUUACUGAAAGAAAUUAGAAAAAAGGAUGAAGAAUAUAAAAAACUUCAGGAGCAGAAAGAAUGUGCCCACGUUGAGCAAUAUUCAUGGUGUUAUUUAGUCAGAGAGUUAUUAAAGCAAUAUCAAAAACUAAUAAAUUAUGCAUUAGGACAAAAAUCAGGAAAAGCUGAAUACUUUCUAUCAUUAGAAAAACUAUUAAAUUCUAGGAUUGAAUCACUAACUGAUGUGGAUUUCCUACAAAAAUAUAUAGAUGAAAAAUGUCCAGUGCUUCAAGAAAAACAUAUCGAUCUAAGUGAUACAGUAUUAAAUCUCCAGUCAUUAAAACAAAUUAAAGAAGAAGAGAUAGAAAAGCCUUAUUACCCCUGUUUACCUGUAGAUAAAUUGGAACAAAGAGAAAGAAGAAAAAAAAUGGAGAUUAGAAAUGAAGCCAUUAGGAAUAUAAAAAAAACUCUUGAUGAUCUGAUAGGUACAGUUAUACCUAAACUGACUGAGCUACCAUGCAUAGAUAGUGAAUUAUGGUCAAGUGGCAAAUCUGAGGAAAACAAUGUUGCGUGGCCACCUGAAUCGAAGCCUCCAGGUCUCCGGAUUGUUGGAAAUGAUGCUGAUCCUCCUGAACAGCCAUGGAAUAAAUUUGCUGAGGAUCGUAUCAAAUCUCUUGUCCAGGUAUUGAACAAGCAUCCUGUUUUAAAACUUAACAUAAUUGGCAAUUCAGUCUUAUGAAAAUAACUGAAAAUUUGUUUUUAAAAAUAAAUUUAUUUAAAUAAA
Molecule: messenger RNA, 1811 nt
Organism: Nezara viridula (southern green stink bug)
Lineage: Eukaryota; Metazoa; Arthropoda; Insecta; Hemiptera; Pentatomidae
Source: the annotation of a GenBank genome assembly